CUCCAACAUUGGGAAAUGGCGAAGGCAAUUAGAUUCUUCGAGCUCAACACUGGGGCUAAGAUGCCUUCCGUUGGUCAGGGGACAUACCAGGCUGAUCCUGGCGUUGUUGCCAAUGCAGUUACUACUGCUAUUAAGGUCGGGUACAGGCACAUCGAUUGUGCUCAAGCUUACUACAAUCAAGCAGAGAUUGGUUCUGCUCUUAAGAAACUGUUUGAUGAAGGAAUUGUGAAACGUGAAGACUUAUGGAUCACCUCCAAACUCUGGUGCGCAGAUCAUGCUCCUGAGGACGUACCAAAGGCGUUGGAUAAAACUCUAAAGGAAUUGCAGCUUGACUACCUAGAUCUCUAUCUGAUACACUGGCCAGUGAGAAUGAAGAAGGGAUCGGUGGGACUCAAGCCUGAGAAUCUGGCGGAAACAAAAACAGACAUAGCGAGCACGUGGAGAGCGAUGGAAGCGGCGUACGAGUCCGGUAAGGCGAGAGCAAUCGGAGUGAGCAAUUUCUCGACGAAGAAGCUGAAUGAGCUGCUGCAGAUUGCAAGAGUGCCUCCUGCUGUGAAUCAAGUGGAAUGCCACCCCCUGUGGCAGCAGCCCAAGCUCCAUGAAUUCUGUGCAUCCCAUGGAGUUCACAUCUCUGUGAGUACAUACAACACCACCCUAAAUCCACAGCUCCAAUUAUCAACAAGGGGGCAAAAUCUAUCAAAAUAUAUAUAG
Prosopis cineraria is the source of this 711-nucleotide messenger RNA. RefSeq names its product NADPH-dependent aldo-keto reductase, chloroplastic-like. Bases 16 to 711 code for a protein of 231 amino acids. Gene Ontology annotation, cellular component: cytosol. The record is from RefSeq and is a predicted model, not a curated record. The transcript is spliced from 5 exons. NCBI's taxonomy places the organism in Eukaryota, Viridiplantae, Streptophyta, Magnoliopsida, Fabales, Fabaceae. Gene Ontology annotation, molecular function: aldose reductase (NADPH) activity.